Molecule: messenger RNA, 1839 nt
Organism: Penaeus vannamei (Pacific white shrimp)
Lineage: Eukaryota; Metazoa; Arthropoda; Malacostraca; Decapoda; Penaeidae
Source: RefSeq, a predicted model, not a curated record
AUGUCAGCAACUCACAGGACGCUACCAGUCUGCUCUCUGGCCAGCCUGCCGGAAUGGUUUUUUCAAGUGGAGCACGAAUUCCUCCUCAGGAACAUCACCACCCAGACCACUAAAUUCCGCCUGCUGGUCACUAACCUCCCGCCAGAACUUCUUCUGACCGUCGGCGACCUCCUGAAUGAUCAUCGGUGCGCCACUUACGACGAGCUUAAGGAGGCCAUUCUUAGGCGAGCAGCACCUAACCCUCUGACCACGUUAAGCUCCUUCCUCUUGUCUUACGCCGUGGACAGCUGUACUCCCACAGAAAUCCUUCACCACUUCCAGCGCCUCCUCACCCGCACCGGCACGACGCUCCCACCAGACGUCAUGCGCUCUCUCUUCCUCAAGCAGCUGCCUGCUGAUAUCCAGCAAAUCCUGCUGGUGUCAGAUGCCCCAUUGGAGCACCUUGCCCUAAAAGCCGACGCGAUGCUCGCAGCUAGGGCACCCACACCGUCAAAAGCGACAGUGUCUGCCGCUACAACCACCUCCGCCGUGACGUUGGGAUCCCUUGCAUCUCACAUCGCCACACUAUCCAAGGCUGUGCAGAAGAUAUCUACACAGGAACGCUCUCGCUGUCGCACCCCUUCGCCGCCACACAGUGACCGGGACUUCAGGGUACCGCGGAAACUGGGCGCGCCUGUCUUUCGCGGACCUCAGAGGCGUUUAUUGUACGUCCGAGAUGCCUCCUCCUCCCUACGUUUCCUCGUCGACACAGGGGCCGAGGUCAGCCUCCUCCCGGCCUCCCACAGAGAUAAACGCCUCCCCUCCUCCCGCACUCUGGAAGCUGCCAACACAUCGCCCAUCAACACAUACGGCGAGCGUUCGAGGACCCUCUCGCUGGAAGGCGAGCCCGCCCAACGAUUCCAUUGGAUCUUCCUCGUCGCCGACGUCCCUCAACCCAUCAUCGGCGCCGACUUCUUGGCGCACUACGGUCUAACGGUUGAUCUUCAAGGUAUGGCCCUGAUCCACCGAACCGGGGCCCGCACGCACGCUGCUCCGGCUCUGGUAAGUACCCCCCUAAUAUAUAAAGUGCUUCCCAGGAACUGCGCCUUCAAGAACAUCCUGCGGGAAUUCCCGGCCUUGACCAAGCCGAUCAACCGGGCCACCCAACCACGGCACGAAGUCCGGCACCACAUCGUCACCCACGGUCCCCCUGCCCACUCUCGCUGCCGUCCGCUCGCCCCCGACAGAUGUCGCAGUGCCAGGGCGGAGUUCGACCAUAUGAUGCAGUUGGGGAUUAUACGCCCUUCCAGCAGUCAAUGGGCGGCCCCUCUGCAUCUGGUGAAGAAAAAGGAUGGUGACUGGCGCCCGUGCGGUGAUUACCGUCACCUCAACACGAUCACCGCCCCCGACAGAUACCCCCUGCCGCACCUGCACUCCUUCUCCCACAAGCUGUCUGCCUGUACGUUUUUUUCCAGGAUCGACCUCGUGCGGGCCUUCCACCAAAUCCCGAUCGCUGAAGAGGACAUCCCCAAGACGGCUGUGAUCACACCUUUCGGCCUCUUUGAAUUCCUCAGGAUGCCCUUCGGUCUUCAGAACGCCGCCCAGACCUUCCAGCGAUUCAUAAACGACGUGACUCGCGGCCUUGAGGGCGUCUUCGCCUACAUCGACGACAUCCUCGUCGCCAGCAUCUCAGAAGCAGACCACGCCCGCCAUCUCCGCGCCCUCUUCGGCAGACUGCAAGACGCGGGCGUCGUUAUCAACCCGGGAAAAUGCCAGUUCGGUGUCGCUUCCCUCUCUUUCCUCGGCCACACCGUCACCCCCAAGGCAUCACCCCAGCGCAGGAGAAGGUCACCGCUAUAA